CUCUCUCUCUCUCUCUCUCUCCCCUUCCCCUCUAUCGCCGCCAUGUCCGCCGAUACUGCCGCCGCCGAGCCGAUCGAGCUCACCAUGGCCCGCAUCAUCAUCAAAGCCCUGGACGACUUGAAGCAUGGCUCGCGAUCGGAGUUCGACAUUGUUGUCAAGUCUUUGGUCAACGAACAGGAGCCCGAGGGCCUCAAGCGCUGGAUCGUUGCCCUCAUCCAAUGCGUCUCCUCUAUCACUCCCUCUGCUGGUGACCUGGUUUCGGCCAUCCUCUCCAUGGAGUGGGUCUUGAGCGACCAUCAUCAUGUGUCCCUGUACCUGGAGCUGAUCGAGCAGCUCCUCGCUUGUAACGCGUCCUUUUCGGUGGCCUGUCUGCGGAUGAUCGUGUCCAAUUUCGGCUUCGCCAAUGGGCAACUUGUGCGUGAGGCUGCCAACAUGCGGAUCCUCCGAUCUGCGGUCAUGCCGGAGUCGCUGCUCGCGCCGCACGACGGAUCACAGGCCCCUUCGGCCACCCCGGACGGUAUUCCCGACACGAUUGAGGCCGCCUUCGAGCGGGUACAUUCGGCUCUGGCCUCGGCGUGCAAGAUUGUCCCUGUGGCCAAGCUUCAGCUUCCGGAGAUCCUGGCUGAGUUCUAUCCUCACAAGGCUCUCGAUACCGCUGCGCACUUCUGGUAUAUGCAGAAUCUCCUGCGCAUCGUGGAUUACCUGCCUGACUUGUUGGACUGCGUCCUGGAUCUCUUCCUGCAGCGUCUGGUGCAGAUUGACGUCGAGCUCCAGCUGGAUGCCGACGAGAUCUCGCAGGUGGUGCAGUAUGUGGCGCAAUUGGAGCAGCACCGCGCGGCGGCCCUGCAGCAGCAGCAGCAGCAGCAGCAGAGCGACACGCCCGAGAUGCGCAACAGCCAUUCACCCAAUGGCGAGCCCAUGACCGAGGCCGAUCUGGCGGAGGCCCUGGUCCUGCCGCCGGAUGUGGCCAAUGCCCAUGCCCUGGUGCUCAAGAUUGAUACUCUCUUGAAGAUCGCCUUCGAUUUCCUGAACAACUGCCAUCAGCAUCUUGAUGAGGCUACCUGCCUGAAGGUUUUGCAGGCACUGCUCCGGCCCUUUGAGCGGUAUGUCGUGCCGACCAAUCAAUCGCGCUUCGCGCAAUUCCUGGUGUUCCACUUCGCCAGCCUGAGCCCGGCCCUGGCGCAGCACUUCAUCACACACAUGCAGCGUCUGCUGCUGGAUCCGUCCAAGCCGCUGGUCUCGCGGCAGGCAGCCGCUUCCUACAUUUCCUCCUUCCUGGCCCGGUCGCGAACGGUCACCGAUGAGCACAUCCUUUCCAUCCUUGCGCUCUUCUCCGAGUGGCUGCACAACUAUCAGCAAAGCUUCGAAGGGUCGCCGGACUUCUCCACUGCAUUGAACCCGCUGCGGCAUUCGCUCUUCUACUUCAUCUGCCAGGCGCUUUUCUAUGUGUUCUGCUUCCAUCAUGCGCGAAUUGUGGCCGCCCCCGGUGGCGGGGUCCAGUUUGUCCGGUCUCUCAGCUGGUCGCGCCUCAUCAACAGCCGGUUGAAUCCCCUGCGCAUCUGUUCGCCGAGCGUGGUCGACGAGUUUGCCACCAUCACCCAGCGUCUGGAGAUCGCCUACUGUUUUGUCAUCAUCAAGCAGAAUCGCUCGCACUUGGGCUUCAGCAGCGCGUCCUCCACCGUGGACUUUAGUUCCUUCUUCACCUUCGAGCCGUAUGGUCUGCCACAGACCCGGCACUUUGUGGACCCCUACUUCAUCACUUGGCAGGAUGUCCAGCAAGUCGGGACGGGCACCACCGGGUCAGCGGCCGCGGAGGCGGUAGCCCAUCACCCGCCGGGAGCUGUUAGUGCCCCGACGUCUCCCACGUUGGCCGGCAUGCCGACCCUGUCCUCGGCCCUGGCGCCAGGAGCCUCUGAAGGGGGCAGCAUCGCCAGCACCCCGUCACUGAACAUCCCCCGGCCGACGGCCAACCCCUUUGCCGCUGAGCAGGGCAUUUCGGCUGGGUCUUUCGAUCCGCUGUCCCAGUCGCUCGGGUCUUACCAGGAUGACUUUACCGAUCUCAUGGGCAGCCCGGAGUCCUCUUCCAUGGGACAAGAUCUGAUGAUCCGGAUGCGCGGUGGGGCUUCACACGCGUCGACCGCCCUGGGGGGUGUUGCCUCCAGUGCCAACACCGCGCAGCACCGUGUCCAGGUGGGCUUCCAUCUGCCGGGGAAAUAGGCUGCGAAUUUCCUCCUCCCUCCCUCCCUCUCUCUCUC
Molecule: messenger RNA, 2255 nt
Organism: Fonticula alba
Lineage: Eukaryota; Rotosphaerida; Fonticulaceae
Exons: 7
Coding region: 43-2217 (724 amino acids)
Biological process (GO): transcription initiation at RNA polymerase I promoter
Cellular component (GO): nucleus
Molecular function (GO): RNA polymerase I core binding; RNA polymerase I general transcription initiation factor activity
Source: RefSeq, a predicted model, not a curated record